Lactuca virosa is the source of this 1010-nucleotide messenger RNA. Lineage: Eukaryota; Viridiplantae; Streptophyta; Magnoliopsida; Asterales; Asteraceae. The record is from the annotation of a GenBank genome assembly.
UUUACUUCUUAAGAAAAACAAAAACAAAGAGAAAAGAUGAGGUUGGCUGAGGCCGUGGUGACAAACUGAUAAUUGUAUUUUUCAUUUCAAAAAGGUCAAAGAUGGUGUACUAUACUUGAAAAUCUUGGUGUUUGAGUCUUCACAUUCCCAGGAUUCGAUUUCGAUUUGAGCUCCUCGAGAAUCAUGGCGCUGAAGGUAUAUGCUGAUCGGAUGUCCCAGCCAUCUCGUGCUGUUCUCAUCUUCUGCAAGAUAAAUGGGAUAGAUUUCGAGGAAAUCCGAGUAGAUGUCUUGAAAAACCAGCAAUUCAGCCCUGAAUAUAAAGCAAUAAAUCCCAUGCAUCAAGUUCCAGCUAUAGUUGAUGGACGCUUCAAGCUGUUUGAGAGUCAUGCAAUUCUUAUCUACAUCUGUAGUGCAUUUCCAGGAGUAGCUAGUCAUUGGUAUCCUGGUGAUUUAUCCAAAAGAGCUAAGAUCCACUCUGUUCUAGACUGGCAUCAUUCCAAUUUACGCCGUGGUUCAGCUGGACUUGUUUUCAACACUAUCUUGGCACAUAAUGAUUCACACCAUGCAUAUCCUCAAGUAGUCAAUCAAGCCGAGGGGAUACUCAAGAAAUCUUUGAAUACAUUAGAAACUUUUUGGCUAAAAGAUGGAAGAUUUUUGGUUGGAAGCUCUCAACCUUCAAUUGCAGAUAUCAGUUUAGUAUGUGAAAUUAUGCAACUUCAGCUUCUGAGUGAGAAGGAAUGUGAACGAAUAUUAAGCCCUUUCAAGAAAGUUGUUGAGUGGAUUGAAGAUACAAAGAAAGCGACUGCACCUCAUUUUGAUGAAGUUCAUGAGUUUCUCUUUAAAGCCCAGAAAAGGAUUCGAACAGAAUCUGGGAAAGAUGAAUUGAAGUCAAAGUUGUAAUGUUAAGAUUAUUUAAUCUUGUCUAUUUUAAAGAAUAAAUCCGUUUGAUUUGUGUAUAAUAUAGCUUGUAAUAUUGCUAUAUCAUAUGUUGUAACUUGCAAUAAACCGUU